AUGCUAAUACGCCUGAAGGCAAUAGGAGCAAUUGCACAGAUCCAUCCAAGUGUGGAGGAGUUUCCAGAUACUGCUGAAUUUGCAGCCGUACAUUUACACAUCUUACGAAAAUUGAAUUUACCUGACAAUCAGCCACUAUGGUGUUAUGUUGGUAACGCAUUUGUACCACCAAUGGAUACUAAACUGGCUGUAUUGGAUGGUAUGUCUUCAAGCAAAGACAUUUUAACAGUUACAUACUCUCAGGUUGAGGCGUUUGGCUGA
Pichia kudriavzevii is the source of this 261-nucleotide messenger RNA. RefSeq lists its product as uncharacterized. Gene Ontology annotation, biological process: autophagosome assembly. The transcript has a single exon. Lineage: Eukaryota; Fungi; Ascomycota; Pichiomycetes; Pichiales; Pichiaceae. The record is from RefSeq and is a predicted model, not a curated record. The coding region runs from base 1 to 261 and encodes 86 amino acids. Gene Ontology annotation, cellular component: cytoplasm.